Molecule: messenger RNA, 1179 nt
Organism: Durio zibethinus
Lineage: Eukaryota; Viridiplantae; Streptophyta; Magnoliopsida; Malvales; Malvaceae
Source: RefSeq, a predicted model, not a curated record
AUGCGCAAUGGUUCCAUCCCAAAUUCUUUCAAUGAUUUGCAAAGCUUGACAGUUGUGAAUAUAUCUUACAAUCAAUUAGAAGGCCCUAUUCCUAACACUAAGGCAUUUCAGGAGGCUUCAUUUGAUGCCUUAACGAACAGUAAAGGCCUAUGUGGUAACGCCACUAGACUAAUGCCUUGUGUUGUUGCUGCUGCUAGCAACAAAGUUGGUCAUAGAAAAAGCACCAAAGUCAUCAUUUUCAUUGUGCUUCCACUCUGUGGUCCUCUUUUACUCUUUAUCAUGGCUGGAAGUUUCUUUUUUCUUUGCCAAAAGAAUCGAACCAGAAAAUCUGAGUCAAUGGAGGCACAACUUGGAGAUUUUUUCACAUUAUGGGGAUAUAAUGGAAGAAUACUCUAUGAGAACAUUAUUUUAGCCACUGAAGAUUUCAGCCCCAACAAUUGCAUCGGUUCAGGAGGCUAUGGAGCUGUUUAUAAAGCUGCGCUACCCAUUGGUCAGGUGGUUGCUGUGAAGAAACUUCUUCAAUCUGAAGAUAGCAUGCUUAUCAACAACUUGAAAGCCUUUGAAAAUGAGGUUCAGGUUUUAACAGAGAUAAGGCAUCGUAACGUUGUAAAGCUGUAUGGCUUUUGUUCACACCCAAAGAACUCUUUUUUGGUUUAUGAGUUUGCAGAAAGGGGAAGUUUGAGAAUGCUGUUAAGCAACAAGGAAGAGGCUGAGGAGUUGAAUUGGAAAAAGAGACUAAAUAUUGUAAAAGGAGUGGCUAACGCCUUGUCUUCCGUGCAUAGUGAUCAUUCACCACCUAUAAUCCAUCGAGACAUUUUGAGCAAUAAUGUUCUCUUGGAUUUGAGCUAUGAGGCUCAUGUCUCGGAUUUUGGCAUAACUAGAUUUUUAAAGCCUGACUCCUCCAAUUGGACCUCACUUGCAAGCACUUUCGGAUAUAUAGCUCAAGAUUUACUAAAAGAAGUGAUAGACCAACGCCUCUCAUCUCCAGUAAACCAAGUCUCAGAGGAUGUCGUCUCUACUGCAAAGGUAGCAUUUGCAUGCUUGAAUGGCAAUCCCAAACUUCGGCCAACCAUGCAACAGAUUGCUCAAGCCCUUAGCUGUCGAUCGCUUCCAUUGUCUAAUCCUUUCUCAAUCAUAAAACUGGGAGAAUUGUGGGAUUAUGGAUUCUGCAGUGGCUAA